GGUAGAAAUGCGCAAGCAUAUGUUAUUUGGUACCCUGUCAACAGGGAUAAAUGCUAAACAAAAGACAAAUGAGUGGGAGCGUGUUUGCGAGGCCGUCAAUGCAGUGGGGUCUCAGCAGCGCACACACUCUGAAAUUAAAAAAAAGUGGUCAGACCUCAAGGUGGAGGUGAAGCGGAGGGUUUCUGCCCACCGCCGAAGCGUGACCGCAACAGGUGGGGGGAUGGGAGUGGGGGAACUCUCCCCCUUCGAUUUGAGAGUGGCCGCUUUGAUCGGUGACACAGCUCUCACCGGAGUGGUGGGAGCCCAUGAAGGGGACACCGAUCAUCCCCAAGACAAGCAAGGAGAGGGCACGGAUUGCUCCGUCGGCCCCGGCGUCUCCUCCGUCGGCCCCGGCGUCUCCAGCGUCACCGCUGACUCCGGUUUCUCCACCGGCUCCGCUGCACGCGGCACCUCCAAUUCAUCUGCCAACCACCCGACCGGCCGUGUCCUCAACCGAGCUGUGCUGGAGUCACAGGCAGAAAUCGUCAGAGCCAUCGGUGGCAUUAAUGAUCGCCUUGAUCGGCUUAUAAAUGUACUCGGUGACAUAAGCGCGUCAAUAAAUACACUUGUGUCAAAGUAAAUUCUGUCCU
Molecule: messenger RNA, 629 nt
Organism: Platichthys flesus (European flounder)
Lineage: Eukaryota; Metazoa; Chordata; Actinopteri; Pleuronectiformes; Pleuronectidae
Product: nuclear apoptosis-inducing factor 1-like
Exons: 2
Coding region: 8-619 (203 amino acids)
Cellular component (GO): nucleus
Source: RefSeq, a predicted model, not a curated record